This is a messenger RNA of Cylindrotheca closterium, 1401 nucleotides long. Lineage: Eukaryota; Bacillariophyta; Bacillariophyceae; Bacillariales; Bacillariaceae. The record is from the annotation of a GenBank genome assembly.
AUGAAUCCUAGUGAUAUGGUAACAGAAGACGGUCGGGGAAGACCAAAGCUUCAGAUCAAUCUAAUCAAGUCAACUGUGAUCUGUCCAAAGGAGGAACGAGAACUGUUGAGAACAGCAAAUCCGAAAGCGUAUCAUCAGUUGGAAAAAGACGCUAGCGGAACAUCAGCCGAUAGUCGCAACCAGCAAAUCGAGGACAUACCUUAUGCCAAGACAGCAAGUGAAGUCCACGAUGUAAUAAAAGUUGAGAACCACAUCACGGAGCAUCUCACGAAGUUUGGGAUCGAUUGGUUCUUUGUCAACACAGUAUUUCCCAUCAAGAACAGGAACGGGGAAUUUGAACAAAGCAAGCUUGAGAAUCGAGCGGCAAAUCUUUUGUCAGGUUAUGCAACUCUUACCUUGGAAGAAGUCUUCGACUCAGUCGUAUACCUCUAUGGAUACGGUUAUGACGAAAGUCAGGGUGAGAAUUCUUGGAUGCCAACAGAUCUUCAAUGGUCUGGAACAUAUCUCAAGAAUCAAUGCACGAGCGAUAUGAUCGAUCGUAUCGAGGAAGACUUGAAGAGCGCAGGGAUCUCGAAAGACUUCUGGGGGUGGGGUCCACUCAUCUACAAAGUUCUUAUGGAUCGUAUCUCUGCUAGCAGCUAUCACGCACUCAAGGCACUUCGGGACUCUCUCGAAGAAGGUGAUGGCAUCAAUUUGUACUCCAAGGUAUAUGAUGGCAAUAUCCGCAAGUUCUGCACGGAAAUUGAGCUCAAUCUUUUAAAUCAAUGGGAGACGGAGGGAACACAAGCGGCUGCCUUCACCGCCGACAUCAGUCCACCCAAAGGGAAAUCAGGAUCCAAGUGCUUCGGGUGUGGACGCGAUAGCUGUCGCCAGAGCAAUGCCACUUGUCCUCGUCACAAUCUGGAAGCAAAUCCCGAAGGGAAGAAGGCCAAAGCUGCUUUCGAUGCAGCCAAGGCAGCGAAGAAAGCCUCGAAGGAAUCUGGGAAGAAGGGCGAUCAAGUUUCCAAGGGCUCAGAGAAGGGAGACAAGACCAACAAGACCGGAAAGAGCAAAUGGCCUCCAGCUCCAAAGGGAGAUGAUCCCAAGGAACAAGAAAUCAAUGGAACCUUGCAUUUCUAUCACUUCAAAGACAAAAAGUGGUACAAGUGCAGAAAGCAGAAAACAACUGGAGAAGACGAACCGUCGCCAAAUACCGGCCCCAGUGCGCACCUCGCGCAAUCAAACGGUGUUUGGAACGGGAACGGUCUAUUCGCGGGAAUGAGUGGAUAUUUCUCUGAAGAGUUCUCCAAGGUCAAGGUCGGAGAUGCUACCAACGAAGAAGUCAUGUUGCAAGAGCGUCUACUCAAGAAUGCCGUUGACAGGGCAAUCCGUAACUUUAACAAGAACCUGGGCCAAGAGUGA